UUCUAUUAAAAAAAGAAAUAAUCAUUAUAAUUUUGUCGUCCAACAAAAUAUUCAUAGGGAAUUUUAAAAAAAUACCGUCUAACUGGUAAUGAAUCAGCCCUGCCCACAAUUUUUAGAAAGGUUAAUAUGUCUUCAGGCCGGCCCAUUAAAUGUGUUGUAGUUGGAGAUGGAACUGUUGGGAAGACAUGUAUGCUUAUUUCAUAUACUACAGAUAGCUUUCCCGGAGAAUAUGUACCAACAGUAUUCGACAACUAUUCAGCACCCAUGGUAGUUGAUGGUAUAUCAGUAAGCUUAGGAUUGUGGGAUACGGCAGGACAAGAAGACUAUGAUAGAUUACGACCUCUUUCUUAUCCACAAACAGAUGUUUUCCUAAUAUGUUUCAGCGUAGCAUCUCCCUCUUCAUUUGAAAAUGUUACUUCCAAGUGGUAUCCUGAAAUCAAACAUCACUGUCCAGAUGCACCCAUGAUAUUAGUGGGUACAAAAAUAGAUUUAAGAGAUGAUAGAGAAACUCUCAAUUCAUUGGCUGAUCAAGGUUUAUGUCCUAUUAAAAGGGAGCAGGGUCAGAAACUGUCAAAUAAAAUAAGAGCAGUGAAAUAUAUGGAAUGUUCAGCUUUAACUCAAAGAGGGCUGAAACAAGUUUUUGAUGAAGCAGUUCGAGCUGUUUUGAGACCUGAACCUCAGAAAAGACGGCAGCGCAAGUGUUUGGUUAUGUAACCUCUAUGUAAGAAAUACAGUAAUGUUCUUAUAUAUUUAGUUCAGUUUAAUAUUUUUGACAAGAUCUUUGAGCGAGUUUAUUUAUUUUCUCUAAUCAGUGUCUUAAGCAGAAGGGUGAAAUAGAAGAUAGUCGGGGAACAUCACCAAUCAAAUCGUUGAUAUUUUUGGUAUUAUUAAUAUGUGGCUGAUAAAAUAUUCAGAUAUAUGUGGAACUUUAUAAAUACUUAAGACUAUUUUCAUUUUAUUUCACCUGCUUUUUUGUGAAUUUGUGACUUUUGUAAAAUAAAGAUUGGCUUUUUGUGUCACAAACUGGAUUUCAAACACAAAAAAAUAUCAUCGAAUUGACCCUGAUUCUGUUUACGUUAUUUUAUAUUAUGUUGUGAUAGUUUUUUAUAAUAUUAUAAGAAAACAAUCAAUAUUCAACUAUAUUAAUUUUCGACUUUUUUCUAUUUUCUCAUAUUAACACUUUUCCACAAAAAUAAAAAAAAUGCUAAAUGCUUUGGUGAACAAAGUUUUAUAUCAGGUUCUGAGAAAUCAGUUUGUAAUUAUGAAAUGUUUUUCUUUAGUCAUGAAUGAUUUGUUUGAAUAUUUUAUUAUGACCAUUUAUAUCAUUAUUUAUGGAAUUAGUUCAAGAUAUAUUAUUUAUUUCAAGAAUUCACAAAAUUAGUCAACAACCAUCCUUAUAAGAAACAUUGUCAUUUCUGGAACCAAAUCCAUUGUUAUUUACCAAAAUUGAAAUAAUAUUACUUAAGAUUGACUAUUGGCAUAUUCUAUCAACUACCAUAUCAAACUGUGAUCUUUGUUUGGUGUAAGAAUCGUUUACAAGUCUCUAAAUGUAAUGAUGAAAAGUUAUCACAGCACAUAGAAACCAGUGUUGAAAUGAGUUUUGAAGAAGGUUUUUCUCUAGGAUAACGGUAUGAGAAGAACUACUUGGAAGUACGAACACUGUAGUUCUCUUAGUGGUUGUCACACACAAUAAUUCAUCCAACACAUAAUUAACAUGUCUGAUCAUUAGAAAAGUUUGAAGUGGGUAUAGAAUGACAGUAACAAAUUCAUACGAAACCAGAAAACAAAAUGGAAGCUCCAAAAAAAUGUUUGCCUAGAAAAUAUCAUACAUUAAUGGUUUCAAACUAUUGGAAUGUAAUAAGUUCACAGUGUGAUGUUGGAAGACACGAACAUAAGUAGAAAAUAUAAUAAAAAGAAUCUCAAUUGUCAGGUGAUCACCAGAUAUUUUAUCUCAUACCAAAACAUUACCUUGUCGCAUUUCAUUAGUUCGGACUUUCAUUGU
Messenger RNA from Leptinotarsa decemlineata (Colorado potato beetle), 2002 nucleotides. RefSeq names its product Rac family small GTPase Mtl (gene Mtl). Gene Ontology annotation, biological process: small GTPase-mediated signal transduction. Gene Ontology annotation, molecular function: GTPase activity; GTP binding. The record is from RefSeq and is a predicted model, not a curated record. Lineage: Eukaryota; Metazoa; Arthropoda; Insecta; Coleoptera; Chrysomelidae.